Anopheles maculipalpis is the source of this 816-nucleotide messenger RNA. RefSeq names its product enkurin. Gene Ontology annotation, molecular function: calmodulin binding. Gene Ontology annotation, cellular component: acrosomal vesicle. Bases 25 to 816 code for a protein of 263 amino acids. The transcript is spliced from 2 exons. The record is from RefSeq and is a predicted model, not a curated record. NCBI's taxonomy places the organism in Eukaryota, Metazoa, Arthropoda, Insecta, Diptera, Culicidae.
ACGUGCUGCUGCCAACCUUCAAAUAUGUCCAUAGUUAACAUCUACAUUCACGACGAGAACAUCUACAACGUGGAAAAGAAACCGCCCGAAAAGCCUCCCAAACCCCCGCUCUACCACUCCCGGUUUGAGCAUCAGGUCCGGCAGGAGACUAAAUCCUGCAAGGACGCUCACCGUACGAUGGGUUUCUCGAAGAUUCCACUGCCCGGUCCAAACGAGUUCCUGAAGAAAAACUGUGGCCCACGCUAUCGGGCCACUAAAUCGGCACCGGUUCGGCUUUGCACUAGCCACAAACCACCGGUUCCCAAACCGAACGAAUCUGGCGCCUGUCAGGUGUUGAAGGUGGUUGAUUUUAAAAAGGAGAACAUUAAAAAGGUUGUUGCUACCAGCCCGAAGAAGGCGCGACCACGGUAUGCCGAUACACGGAAGGGAGAUUUUCACGAUCUGGAAAGAUCGGGCCUGAUGCCGAUCUACAUGUGCCGACCGAAGUUCGGUAAAGUACCACAAUAUCUGAUGCGACGAAAGAAAGAUCUGGCCGCACAGAAGGAACGGUUGAUUGAGGAUUGCGCACAGCAAAAGCCACGCUGUACGUAUAUCUCGCAGGAGGAACGGGUCGAGUUGCUGAAGGGUUUGAAGAAAAAUUGGGAAAAACUGCAGCAAGAGUACCAAAGCCUUCCGCUACUGACGGACACCGUGCCGAAGAUGAUACGCAAGGCGAAACUGGAAAAUAAUUUGAAACAAUUGGAAAAGGACAUACUAACAAUCGAAAACAACCCCUACAUCUACCUGUACGACGACGAACCCAAGGAGGCGGCAUAA